Molecule: messenger RNA, 4076 nt
Organism: Poeciliopsis prolifica (blackstripe livebearer)
Lineage: Eukaryota; Metazoa; Chordata; Actinopteri; Cyprinodontiformes; Poeciliidae
Product: bromodomain-containing protein 3-like
Biological process (GO): regulation of DNA-templated transcription; chromatin remodeling
Cellular component (GO): nucleus; chromatin
Source: RefSeq, a predicted model, not a curated record
UGCAAAGCGCAUGCGCACAGUGUGGACAGCUGAUAACUCAUCUAUUAUGCUACUUGGCUGUUAAAUAAAAAUCCAUCAGAGGAGCUUCUGGAUCCGCCGCUGGACCACCGGAGCGCCGAAAAUACAAAGUCGUGUGAUGGGACUCAUUCUCUCUAGGGGGUCCUCUGAGCUGAAGCUCCUCAACUGAACACACACCUGAGCGCCUCACACACACACACACCUGUGAGCCGCGUUUUCCUACCUCCAGGCCAGACGCUGCUGUUCCAAGGUGCAUUGCUGCAUCGUCCACCAUGUCGGACGCCCCCGAGGCUGCGCCCGCCAGCCCCCCACCCAUCACCAACCCACCCCCCCCUGAGGUGUCCAACCCCAACAAGCCUGGCAGGAAAACCAACCAGCUCCAGUACAUGCAGAACGUUGUGGUAAAGACUCUGUGGAAGCAUCAGUUCGCCUGGCCUUUCUACCAGCCGGUGGACGCCAUCAAGCUGUGUCUCUGGGACUACCACAAGGUGAUCAAGAACCCCAUGGACAUGGGAACCAUCAAGAAGCGUCUGGAGAACAACUACUACUGGAGUGCCAGUGAGGCCAUGCAGGACUUCAACACCAUGUUCACCAACUGCUACAUCUACAACAAGCCCACAGACGACAUCGUUCUGAUGGCUCAGGCCCUGGAGAAAAUCUUCCUGCAGAAAGUGGCUCAGAUGCCCCAGGAGGAGGUUGCUCUGCUGCCGCCGGCGCCCAAAGUGAAGAAGAGCAAGCAGCCGCCAGCCACCACAGUGAGCCAGCAGGCCGAGUCCUCCGCCUCCUCGCCGCCAUCCUACCCCUCCCCUUCGCCCUCCCAGACACCUGUCAUCUCGACCACACCCACACCUGUGCCCGCCACGCCCCCUGUGCCCGCCACGCAGCCCCCGGCAGCCAUGAUGCCCUCUGCACAGCCGGUCGUUAAGCAGAAGAAGGGCGUGAAGAGGAAAGCGGACACCACCACCCCGACCACGUCGGCCAUCUCUGCUGGCCGCGCCGACUCCCCGUCCGCCCAGGACGCCAAGCCGCCCAAGCUGGCCUCCUCCCGCCGAGAGGCUGCCGCCCGGCCCGCCAAGACCCGCCGCGAGACGGUGGAGGAGGCGGCAGGGGCCGAGGUGGCGCUGGGCGGGGCGGGGGCCGGCGCCCGGAAGGCCGGCAAGCUGGGGGAGCAGAUGAAGCACUGCGACGCCAUCUUGAAGGAGAUGCUGUCCAAGAAGCACGCCGCCUACGCCUGGCCCUUCUACAAGCCGGUCGAUGCCGAGGCGCUGGAGCUGCACGACUACCAUGACAUCAUCAAGCACCCCAUGGACCUCAGCACCGUCCGGAAAAAAAUGGACAAAGGAGAAUACAGCGACCCGCAGAGCUUUGCCACGGACGUCAGGUUAAUGUUCUCCAACUGUUACAAGUACAACCCCCCCGACCACGAGGUGGUGGCCAUGGCCCGCAAGCUGCAGGACGUGUUCGAGAUGCGCUUUGCCAAGAUCCCAGACGAGGGCCUGGAGGUGUCGGUCCCGUCCACCACGCCGGUGGUCAGUAAAAGCACCGCCUCCUCCGACAGCAGCAACAACUCCUCCUCCGACGAAUCGUCGGACUCCGAGGAGGAGCGAGCCACCCGACUGGCCGAGCUACAGGAGCAGCUGAAGGCCGUGCACGAGCAGCUGGCCGUGCUGUCGCAGGCGCCCGUCAGCAAGCCAAAGAAGAAGAAAGAGAAGAAGGACAAAGAGAAGAAGAAAGACAAGGACAAAGGGAACAAAGCCAAGAUAGAAGAAGAGAAGAAACCCAAGGCCGCCGCUCAGCAACCCAAGCCAGCCAAUCAGAAGAAAGCACCAGCCAGGAAAGCCAACAGCACGGUACCGGCCACCAGGCAACCGAAGAAAGCCAACAAGACGUCAGGCGGCGGAUCGGCCAACGGCGACGACGGCGAGGAGUCGUCCCUGCCGAUGUCGUACGACGAGAAGCGGCAGCUGAGCCUGGACAUCAACCGCCUGCCUGGGGAGAAGCUGGGCCGGGUCGUCCACAUCAUCCAGUCCAGGGAGCCGUCGCUGAGGGACUCGAACCCCGACGAGAUCGAGAUCGACUUCGAGACGCUCAAACCCUCCACGCUGCGCGAGCUGGAGCGCUACGUCAAGUCCUGCCUGCAGAAGAAGCAGAGGAAGCUGCUGCAAAAGGCAGCUGGGGGCGGGGCUUCUGGGGGCGGGGCCAGCCGCCUGAGCGGUAGCUCCUCUUCCUCGUCUGACGACAGCUCCUCGACAGGCUCCUCCUCUUCCUCCGACACAGACUGAGAACACGGUUCAAUUCAGACAGGACUGCUGCCACACACACACACUGACACACACACACACACACUGACACACACACACACACUGACACACACACACUGACACACACACACACACACGUGGAGACUGUAUGUAAAUAGGCCGACAUGUUUUUUAGCUCCUAGUGUUCCUGUUUUCAGUGGAGAAACACAGGACAGGCUGAGGAAGAGGAGGAGGAAGACUGGAGGACACCUGGGCAUCCUCCUCCUCCUCGUCUUCCUCCAGAUUGGCCGGCAGUGACCCCUGACCUCUGAACACAUUCCAGAGUCAUCCGUCAAGCAUCAUGGGAGAUAUGGAUGGGAAGUGGGUGGGGCUACCAGAGGAAGAGGAGCAGCUAUCCGAUUGGCUGGUCAUGGGGCUGGGCCAGCAGAACCCCCUGGUUCUGAAGGACCCGUGGUGCAGCGGCGGUUCUGGGCCAGCAGAACCCCCUGGUUCUGAAGGACCCGUGGUGCAGCGGCGGUUCUGGGCCAGCAGAACCCCCUGGUUCUGAAGGACCCGUGGUGCAGCGGCGGUUCUGGGCCAGCAGAACCCCCUGGUUCUGAAGGACCCGUGGUGCAGCGGCGGUUCUGGGCCAGCAGAACCCCCUGGUUCUGAAGGACCCGUGGUGCAGCGGCGGUUCUGGGCCAGCAGAACCCCCUGGUUCUGAAGGACCCGUGGUGCAGUGGCGGUUCUGGGCCAGCGGGCGGCGCUGCAGGAGAAGCUCGUCUCUCUCCAACCCUUCUGGUCCUGGGGCUUCACGGUUCUCCUGAGCGGAACCAGAUCCAGUUGGUUCUCCGGCGGGCCUCUCAGCAGAACCGGUCCGGGCGCCGCCGUCGCCACGGUAACCCAAUGAGGCAGAUUCCUGACACUACAUUUUCUUUUUCCUCCUGUUUGGGUUUUCCCGUCGUGUUCUGACCCGUUUGUGUCUUCUAAAGUUCUCAGUAUAUGAUGUUUGUGCCGCUGUCCGGUCCGAACUCUGAACCCUCUCCGUCCGGGUCCAGAACCGCUGGAGGCCUGGUCCGAUCCUUGCCCCAGAGACUAAAGGUUCUGAUCCGACCCGAGGAGCUUCUCAAUGUUUUUAACAGAUCAGACGGGAUGUGGUACCGGUUCUGGUUCUGGCGUAAGCAGCUCAUGAACCGGACUCUGGGUCGGCGCCAGGUCACAGGAAGGAGAAGGAUCCGCCUUCUGCUGCACACGUGACAGAACUGAUCACGUAGAGUGACAGCCAAUCAGGAAGGAGAUGGGCGGGAGUUCCUGUGGGCCCCGAGUCUCUGAUUGGCUGAGCCCUGCAGCGCCCUCUGCUGCCCGUCUGUGUACAGUUCAUUUGGAUUUUUAUUUGUUUUUAAAAUAUUGAACCAAAGUUCGCCGCCUUCCUCUGCAGUGUGGUCGUCAUGGAGACGGAUCAGCGCCCCCAGUGGACAGCCCGUUGCCACGGUAACCCCUUUGGAUUGUAGUUGAUGGUGGAGCUUCGAUGCUGAUAGUUAAUUUUUGUAUUUUAUAAGAAAAAGAAAGAAAAAAGUGAUUUUAUGUAUCUGCAUGCACUCCGGCCGUACGUUACUUCUGUAUGUUUGAGCACUGUAUAGUAGCUGUAAGUAGCUGUGUGGUAGACGGAGACCAGAACCGGGUCGGAGCAGAACCCAGCAGAGGAGGAACCGACUAAAACCAUCAAGUGGAUUAAUAAUUGAUGUAAUUACUCAAACGGGAUCCUUAUUUUCUGACUUCAUUUGUUUUCAUAAAUAAACACAUAAACUGACCAACAAA